GCCCGUUGGCGUCGUGUCGGGGUGCGGCCGGCGGCCUCCCCGCCUCCCUCCCCGCCGCCCCUUAGGGCCCGGACAUGGUGCCCGGGCCCCACACCGCCCGGCCGCUCGGACCCCAGCGCCUAGGCUGACCGGUAGCCCACGAGGUUCCGGCGCCCACGGGCGCAGGGGAAGGAGCCAUGGCGGCGGACGACAAAGUGGCCAUCCUGACGGACGACGAGGAGGAGCAGAAGCGGAAGUACGUGCUGGCCGACCCCUUCCACGGGGCCUCCGGGGACCCCGGGCCGCAGACUCCGGGGGAGGCUCCCCCCUUGACGGAGGAGGACGGGGGGCCGGCGGCGGCCCCGGGCCCGGGGGAGGAGGAGGAAGCGGCGACGGCGGAGGAGGAGGACUGGAUGGAGAAGCACUGCGUCAAGGUGAACAAUGACCUGCUCAUCUCCAAGGUCUUCUACUUCUUCUUCUACUCGGCCUACGGGUCGCUGUACCCGCUGCUCCCCGUGUACUACAAGCAGCUGGGCAUGUCCCCGAGCCAGAGCGGCCUCCUGGUCGGCAUCCGCUACUUCAUCGAGUUCUGCAGUGCUCCCUUCUGGGGUGUGGUGGCCGACCGCUUCCGAAAGGGCAAGGCUGUGCUCCUCUUCUCCCUGCUCUGCUGGGUCCUCUUCAACCUGGGCAUCGGCUUCGUCCGCCCGGCCACCCUACGUUGCGUGCCCAGGUGGCCGCCCGCGCCCCCGCCCCCCUCCAACGCCAGCCCGCCGCUGAGCCCGGCCCCGCCGCCCAGGUCUGGGCCGCCGCCCCCCGCCCGGGGCCAGAGGAGCCUGCUCACUCCCGAGUUCUCCCUGCCGCGGGUGGCCCGGAGCAUCCUGAACACCACAGACCCGGUGGGCCUGCUCGUCACCAGCGCGAUGCCCCAGGCCGAAAACACGACCCCGACGACCGCGGCCACCUCUACGUCCACCACGACGGCCACCGCGGCGGCCCCGUCGUCCGCGGCGGCCCCGUCGUCCCCGGUGGUCACGACAUCCACGGCGGCCCCAUUGCCCACGGCGACCACGACGUCCACGGCGGCCCCGUCGCCCACGGCGACCACGACGUCCACGGCGGUCCCGUCGUCCGCGGCGACCGCCGCGGCCACCUCCAAGGCCCCGCCGUGGGACGGCGUGAGCCUGGUGUACGACCAGCAGGAGGUGGAGGCCAUCUUCCUGCUCAUCCUGCUGGUGGUCAUCAUCGGUGAGUUCUUCAGCGCGUCGUCGGUCACCAUCGUGGACACGGUCACCCUGCAGUACCUGGGCAAGCACCGCGACCGCUACGGGCUCCAGCGCAUGUGGGGCUCCCUGGGCUGGGGGCUGGCCAUGCUGGCCGUGGGCAUCGGCAUCGACCACACCCACGUGGACGUGCCCGUGGUGGGGACGGGCUGCCGGACCCCCGAGGCCAAGAACUACCAGGUGGUCUUCAUCGUGUUCGGCGUCCUCAUGACCCUGGCCCUGGUCGUGGCCACGCAGUUCCGCUUCCGCUACGGCCCCGGCCGGGGGGCGGGGGCGGCCGGGGGGGCGGGGGGCGGGGGUCCCGCGGCCUCCCCGGCGGACGCCCCCGCGGACGCCGGCCGACCCCGGGCCUUCAGCUUCUGGGACCUGAUCAAGCUCCUGUGCAGCGUCCAGUACGGGUCGGUGCUGUUCGUGGCCUGGUUCAUGGGCUUCGGCUACGGCUUCGUCUUCACCUUCCUGUACUGGCACCUGGAGGACCUGAACGGGACCACCACCCUGUUCGGCGUCUGCUCCAUCCUCAGCCACGUCUCCGAGCUCACAGCCUAUUUCUUCAGCCACAAGCUCAUCGAACUGAUCGGCCACAUCAGGGUCCUGUACGUGGGGCUGGCCUGCAACACCGCCCGCUACAUCUACAUCUCUUACCUGGAAAACGCCUGGACCGUGCUCCCCAUGGAAGUUCUGCAAGGGGUCACCCACGCCGCCAUCUGGGCGGCGUGCAUCUCCUACCUGAGCGCGGCGGUGCCCCCGGACCUGCGGACGUCGGCGCAGGGCAUCCUGCAGGGCCUCCACCUGGGCCUGGGCCGCGGCUGCGGGGCCAUGGUCGGCGGCGUCCUGGUCAACUACUUCGGGGCCGCCGCCACCUUCCGCGGGAUCGGCAUGGCCUGCCUGGUCACCCUGCUGCUCUUCGCCCUGAUCCAGUGGCUCGCAGUUCCGGACGAGGAGGAAGAUAAGAGCAGGCUGGCCGAGAGGAUCCCAGUGCCGUCCAGCCCGGUGCCCAUAGCCACCAUCGACCUGGUCCAGCAGCUGGCGGACGAUGCCCCGCCGCGCCCCGACAGCCGCCUCCCGCUCAGGAAGUCCAAGCACCAGGAGGACCAGGAGGAUGUCAACAAGCCCGCCUGGGGGGUCAGCCCAUCCCCCUGGGUCACCCUCCUCUACGCGCUCUGCCAGAUCCGGGAGCUGGUCCAGCAGGCCCGCGGACCCCACCCCGCCGAGACCCGACCACUGCAGGCCCCCAGCCCCUCUCGUCUGUCUGCGCAGGGGACCAGUGAAGCCUCCACCCCCUGCGGGCCGUCCGGAGACGCCCCCCGCCGCCAAGACACCAACGCCGCCGCUCCUCCGGCCCGGCCCCCUCCCCCCGCCGCGGACCCCGCCCAGACCCCCGCCGCCACCCGCUGAGCCCGCGCCCCACGGUGCCCACGGACUCUGC
Ornithorhynchus anatinus (platypus) is the source of this 2685-nucleotide messenger RNA. It is a transcript of the gene MFSD6, whose product is annotated as major facilitator superfamily domain containing 6. Gene Ontology annotation, biological process: antigen processing and presentation of exogenous peptide antigen via MHC class I. The transcript is spliced from 7 exons. Gene Ontology annotation, cellular component: plasma membrane. The record is from RefSeq and is a predicted model, not a curated record. The coding region runs from base 177 to 2654 and encodes 825 amino acids. Lineage: Eukaryota; Metazoa; Chordata; Mammalia; Monotremata; Ornithorhynchidae.